Penicillium longicatenatum is the source of this 1872-nucleotide messenger RNA. RefSeq lists its product as uncharacterized. NCBI's taxonomy places the organism in Eukaryota, Fungi, Ascomycota, Eurotiomycetes, Eurotiales, Aspergillaceae. Gene Ontology annotation, molecular function: ATP binding; ATP hydrolysis activity; AMP kinase activity. The record is from RefSeq and is a predicted model, not a curated record. Gene Ontology annotation, cellular component: nucleus; cytoplasm. The transcript has 8 exons. Bases 1 to 1872 code for a protein of 623 amino acids.
AUGGACCCUUCUCACUCGUCUUGCCCUUUCUGUCCCUUCUCUGAUUCAGACCCUAGCUUUGUGGCAGAGCAUAUUGAGUAUUGCCAUCCAGAGAAUGGGGCCAAGGAGUCUGCCCCGCACAGUCUCACCAGAUCAGGUCCAUCACCACAGUCAGACUCCGAAGAACCAACGGACAAGUAUGUGGAUUGCCCACAUGGCUGUGGGGAGAUUGUCACCACUGCAGAGUUGUCCACUCAUCUAGACCUCCAUGUUGCAGAAGGUAUUGUGCUGGACGAGAGUGGGUCACCUUUGGAUGCAGGGUUAGCAUUGAGCGACCACGAUCUCUACUCUGACCCGGAAGACUCUUUCAAGGGUGUCACAUCUAGGAAAGGUGAAAAGCGAGGCCUGGGUCGGGACUUUGUAAAUACCAAGACCUCCAAGCCAGGCCGUACGCAAAGCCCUUCCGGAACAAUGAGUCCAGACGGGGCAAAACGUUUGGGGCGCGCAGAGCUGGGCCCUCAUGCCCAUGAGAAGAAGAUGCCCUCGUGGCUGAAGAAAAUGCUGGAGAAGGGUGGUCGCAGCUCGAAGCAGACCCAGAUCACAGCAGACGGCAAGCUCACUCGGCGUACAACCGUGGAGAAUGAGACAGAUGAUCUGGUUCCCGUGAUUGUAAAACUGUGUGAGCAAGAUCCAUCCGUUCAGCGGGCUUUUCUGUGCUCUCCCAAGGUCCGCCAUGUCUGCAAAAUGUCUCGUGAGGGUGGGUUUUGCGGGUACCGAAACAUCCAGAUGCUGGUUUCAUAUCUCCAAAAAUCCCAAAGCCCAGGUCAUGAGCAUUUUGUGAAUGGUGUCCCAUCGAUUCUUGAGCUACAGGACAAGAUCGAGCUUGCCUGGGACAUGGGAUUCAAUAGCACGGGAAGAACCGAGACGGGAGGCAUUCGAGGCACACGGAAGUUCAUUGGGACUCCAGAGGCACAAGCAUUGUUCAUGAGUCUUGGAAUCCCAUGUGAUGCCAGCAGCUUAAGCGAAAAUAGCAACUUGCGAGCCUGUGACUCUCUCUUCAUGGAAGUAGCUACCUAUUUCCGAUCGGGCUGCACUCUAGAAGAUGAGAAGAGAGUUCACAAGACGGAUUUGCCGCCCAUCUAUUUUCAACAUCAAGGACAUUCCAUGACAAUCAUUGGAUUUGAAAUCCGAGAUAACGGUAGUGCCAAUUUGCUGAUAUUUGACCCUAUGUUCAAGACCUCACCCGCCAUGCGUCGUCUCAUUGGCACAUCUGCUCAAUCCAACAAUCCUGGUCGGCUACUCAAAGCCUAUCGAAGAGGUACAUCUUACCUUCAGAAAUACAAGAUGUUUGAACUCCUCAAGAUGAGAUCCUCUCCGAAUGUGAUCGUCACUGGCACCCCUGGUGUGGGCAAGACCGUGCACUGCGAGCAGCUGGCGCAGGAGAUCGGCUUGAAGCACUUGUCCGUGAACCAGGUCGCCAAGGACCGCGACUGCUAUGAGACAUACGAUGAAGAGCGGAAGAGCUGGGUCGUUGACGAGGACAAGUUACUAGAUGCGAUCGAAGAUGAAGUCCUACAGGGCGGGUACCUGAUUGACUGGCACGCCUGUGAUCUCUUCCCCAAGUCGUGGAUUGAUCUCGUCGUGGUCCUCCGCUGCCCCUCAACCGCCGUUCACUACGACCGUCUUGCUUCCCGGGGUUACCACGAAGAUAAACUUCAGGAAAACUUGGACGCCGAGAUCUUUGGUGUCCUUCUCGAGGAGGCCCGCGAGGCAUUCGACGAGGAAAUUGUAGUGGAACUGAAUAGCGAAGAAGAUAGCGAUGUCGAGAGCAACUGCGCUAGAGUGGCGCAGUGGGUUAAUGACUGGAAGAAACAACAUGGCGAAACCGAUUGA